Messenger RNA from Bombus impatiens (common eastern bumble bee), 2834 nucleotides. RefSeq lists its product as uncharacterized. The transcript has 16 exons. The record is from RefSeq and is a predicted model, not a curated record. Gene Ontology annotation, biological process: signal transduction. The coding region runs from base 282 to 2813 and encodes 843 amino acids. NCBI's taxonomy places the organism in Eukaryota, Metazoa, Arthropoda, Insecta, Hymenoptera, Apidae.
CCAAAAUGUUAUUUAUAUAUAUAUAUAUAUCAAUGUAUAUAUAUAAAUCAAUUAGACUCUUUGAAAUGUCAUUUUAUUAGCUUGAAGCUCUUGAAUGAAUAAAAGUUGUAUCUAAGAGAAAUUGGAUACUCUAUUAAAUUACUUGAUAGUAACAAUUCAGCCAAUUCAAAUCUGUUUGCUCUCCCCUUCUUUCUAAUUUGUUUGAUAUAUUAGGGAUACAAGUCUCUUUAGGAGCGUGUGAUUUUUAUAAAGUUUUCUUUGGAUUUGACAUACAUGUAAUCAUGGAAAAGAAAGCUUCUAUGAAAUCUACUCGAUGGAUACUACAACCAUGGAGCCUUUUGUUUCUUAUUCUAAUUCAAUUCUUGGUACAAUUUUUAACAUCUAUCUAUCUUUAUACUUAUGUGGCCCAUGUGGAAACAAAUGUUCUUAUUAUGCGAAACCAAGACUUUUUAGAAACUGAAAAAUUGGUAAGGAGGAAACGAAGUAGUGCUUUACCUGUGACAGAAGAUAAUAAAGUUUCAGAUACAUCCAGAAUUUGGCAAGAGAAGGAUACAUUAAAAGAAUCUAAGAAAGUAACUUCAUCUCCCAUAGCAAAAACAGGUUUGGCAUCUUCUCCAAUUACUCCUAUGGGACAUGAUUGGGUAUGGUUAAAUGCAGAUACUCGUGUGCAGCUCGAUGCGAUUGAAAAUUUUUGUCGAUCGUCAAUGAAAUAUUGUCCUCCGGGAUUACCAGGAGCACCAGGAAGUCCAGGAGCUCCCGGGGAACCAGGUCUUCCCGGAUUACGAGGAAUGACUGGUCCGAAAGGACCACCUGGUUUGACUGGCCCUCCUGGUCCUCGUGGACCAAAAGGUGAUAUAGGACCAGCUGGUUUUGAUGGAAGGGAUGGAAUACCGGGAGAACCUGGACUUGAUGGAAUUCCUGGACGUAGUGGUACAGAUGGAUUAUCUGGUAUGAAUGGUAAACCAGGACUAAAUGGGUCUCCUGGUCGGCCUGGACGUAAUGGAACAGAUGGAAGGCCAGGUCAAAUGGGACCUCAAGGACCAAUUGGACCACGUGGAGAAAUGGGUCCUCCUGGUAGACCAGGCUCACCAGGACAAGAUGGCAGACCAGGGAUAACAGCCUGGAAGGUGAACAUGAAUGAUUAUAAUAUAAACGACUUAUUGAUUCCUCCUUCUAUUCUAGAUGAUCGAAUGUUACCUUCAACAGUAAAUUCGACGGGCUUAAUUUCCGUUUAUGAAGGAACUAAUUUACGAUUAAAAUGUGCAGCAAGUGGCAAACCUGAACCUACUGUUCAAUGGUUUAGAAGCGAUGGUGGUGUCAUUCCUAUAGGAUCUUGGCAUGUGACUUCUGUAAUUGGACAUACAUUUAAUAUCAGUAUAGUUAACAGAGAACAUAUGGGAGAAUAUAUUUGUGUAGCUGAUAAUGGAAUUCCACCUCGAGCAUUGAAAAGAAUCAAACUUCAAGUUAAAUUUCCACCUUUCAUUCGAAUUCGUAAUCAAAUGAUUCGCGCACGCAGUCAAAGUACUGUAGUUUUAGAAUGUGAAGUUGAAGCAUUUCCAGAACCAAUUGUUUAUUGGGAACGUGAAGAUCGUAGACUCAAAAUGUCUGAGAAAUAUAGACUUGAAGUUUAUGACAGAAGAGAUAUGUAUAAGCUUAAAAUGCGUCUGAAGAUUGCAAAGAUAACAUCAGCAGAUUAUGGUACAUAUCAUUGUGUUGUGAAAAAUGAUAUUGACACCACUAAAGGAUCAUUUACAGUCGAUGAUGAUGCGAAGAGCAUGGAAAAGUCAAAGCUAGGAAAACAACAACACGUUACAUAUGGAAAGCCUGCGCCACAGCAUGUUGAUUUAGAUGAACUUUGUGCACCACAUGAAACUUGCGCUGCUUGCCCUGUUUUAAGAUGUACUUUUACAGAUGUUGCUGAAUAUUUAAAUAUUCAGCCACUCAAAAAUGUCAACUUUACUGGACUUCCAUUGAGAUUGGCAGAUGGUGUAAUAGAAGCAGUAGGAAAACCAGUUUUAAAGGGUACUAUGGAUGAUCAUUACGGAAGCUGGAUGCAUGACACUAAAUCUGAUGGUUAUCCAGAGAAACUCUGGGUUACCCGAAAGAAUGAAACUUCUUUCAUAUUUGAAUAUGAGUCAAAGGAUCAUUUUAAACAUGGGAGUUCUUAUCCCAUUAAACUGCCAUAUCCAUUUCAGGGAAAUGGGCAUGUAGUGUAUAACAAAUCUUUCUUUUAUAACCCCAUAAACCGAUCAUCAAUUUUUCGAUUUAAUCUUCAUUCUAUUUCUGAUCAAGUAUGUGGUAAGGAGUUUUCGCGGUGUGAAUUACAUCUUCCAGGUUUAUUAGUGAACACGAGGAAUUAUUUAUAUACACCGAAUCAUAAUUUUAAUUAUGUUGACUUCAAUGUUGAUGAGAAUGGAUUAUGGAUAAUAUACGGUUUACCAUCGAAUAAUACAAUAGUAAUAAAGAUGGAUGCGACUAAUAUGAAUAUUCAACAUGCAUGGAAUAUUAGUAUAGAUAAUCAUAAAUUUGGAGAAAUGUUCAUUGCUGGAGGAGUGCUUUACGCUGUUCAUAGCGUUACGGAAGAAACGAUGAAAAUAAGGUUGGCCUUUGAUCUUUAUAAAAAUGUUACAAUACCUGUUCAUUUAUCAUUCACGAAUCCUUAUCACAAAACUACGGCAGUCAGCUACAACCAUAAAACAAAAGAACUUUAUACUUGGAAUAAAGGAAAUCAAUUGGCCUACCCGAUUAAAUAUCAGGGCUCUACAAAUGCUACAGCAAAAGAAGAAUUCAGGGUUAAGGAAACUGGAGUUUGAGGCUGCCAUCAAUGUGAAAUU